This is a messenger RNA of Coccidioides posadasii C735 delta SOWgp, 3214 nucleotides long. RefSeq lists its product as uncharacterized. Gene Ontology annotation, biological process: protein polyubiquitination. The record is from RefSeq and is a predicted model, not a curated record. NCBI's taxonomy places the organism in Eukaryota, Fungi, Ascomycota, Eurotiomycetes, Onygenales, Onygenaceae. Gene Ontology annotation, molecular function: metal ion binding; ubiquitin protein ligase activity.
GUCAGCUGUGAGACUAUGGCUAAAGGACUGGAGCGAGGGGAUGUAGCUCCUACAUACAUCAUUUCGUUAAAUAAACAGCCCAGACACAAUCAUGGGUUUAUUUCAAGCGCGAGGCCAAGCAUGCCUGUGUACUCCGUACCUUGCUAUGAAACCACAGACCAAGACGCCCUGCAGGGCCCAGGUGACAAGCCCCUCAAUUCAAGGUCAUCUGCAUCAACUUGAAUGCCACUCAUUGAACUCUCUCGCCACAACGCAACAGGUAGUCACAUAUCUCCCUGGCUAAUUUGGGCUGUCUCCUGGGGUGCGACUAUCAUGAACUUCCCUCCCAGCGCAUGUCGCGCAAACCCCUUGACCUGACUCAAGUAAAUACUAGUUAUCUUGGUGAACAAAUGAUCCUAUGAUCGCCCAGCAAUUUGUACAUAUAUUUUGUUAGCUUAUCGGACUUCAUGGCUCUGGAAAUUAGAGCCAGCGCAAUCAGGUUACGAGAUCAGUUCUGAUUUUAUUGACAUCUACGGAGUACAGAGUACAAUUUACGUGUAACUUCGGAGACGGAUGUCAGUAGUUAACCAGUUAACCGGUUACUUAACUGACCAACCUAGGCUUCACCCAUGAAUUCUCUGGAUAUCCAGCUUAUUCACAAAGAGAAAACAAUUCAAUUUUGGCGGGAAGUUCACUAGUGUUGAAAUCAUUUACUUGUCCAGGUCUGCUGGAACCCUCGUUUCAAUAAUAAAUUAAGAAUUGUGUGCUGAUGAUUGACAAUGUGAAUGACUUUGCCAUCGUCCUCCCCCUCUUAAGGCCCAAAUAGAAUUUUCAGUUUAACGCUACCGCCACUAGUAAAUAAGUUCCGCCUCCCACAGCAAAACUCCUCUGGUACGAACCUGGUCCUGGCAGUUGGUUAACUAGUUGGUUAACUCGAGAGUUGACCUGAAGCCCCAGCAGCCCCCUCCGCAGCUGCAGGAUCCAAGAAAUCCUCCUUCAUCUCAUCCUGCAAACGGUGCUCUGAGGCCUCCAAAUCGAAUGGCGAACGAUCCCAGAGGCCGUGCCCCUCUCCCUGUGCCGUCCGGCCCUCCUCAUUUGCAAAAUGGCCAGCCACGAUCUGUCCCUUCAUUUGACAUGGCCCGCAGCCCUCCGAAUCCACCUCCCAGCAAAAAUACUAAACAUGUGCCCUGCAAAUUCUUCCGCCAAGGAGCCUGUCAAGCAGGUCCCGCGUGUCCCUUCCUUCAUUCUACGGAUUCUGCCGUUGAUUCCGCGCCGUGCAAAUACUUUACAAAGGGAAACUGUAAAUUCGGAGCAAAAUGCGCUUUGGCGCAUAUCUUGCCCGAUGGUCGUCGAGUGAACAGGCCGAAUAUUGGAAUGGGGAUGAGUGGCGGUGGAAAUCUCAACUUGGGCGGACGCGUCAAUUAUCCCCCUUAUCACCCGCAAGAUUCGGCACUUGCGAAUUCCCUAUUAUCACAACAGCAGCAGCAGCAGCAGCAGCAGAUGAACGGUCAUGGCCCUCGGCUGUAUACAUAUCAAGAGGAUAUACAAAUGAUGCAUGGUCAACCUCAACCUCAACCUCCAAUGCAACCUCAGCCACCAUUUGAGAACAUUCCCAUUAUCGACACGGGAUUAGUGUCCGACACCGGUUCGAAGUAUGGAUCUCCGCCUGAAGAUGGCCGACGUGCUAUGUCGCCCAUCGGACGCUCUGCACUUGACGCUCCCCUUCCCGCUUCCUUCGAUAGUCAAGGAAUAUCUUACAUUGCUCGACAUGGCCCUGUUGCCUCAUCUGUCCCCUCGAGAUUUGGUUUUGAUCUUUCACCGACUCCUUCCAAUAGACCAGAUAUGUUCCGUAAUCUCCAUGAUCACACAUUUGGAUCGGAUUUGAAGAAAUUUUCGACUCUCAGCUCUUCGCCAGUUCUUAGCGGAGAUGAGGGAAACACUGCUCGCAUUAUGCAUUCGCAACGGGUAUCUCGACCGAAAAUGUUAUCAGCUAGUCUUCCCCGGCCUACAGUUCUGGACGAUUGGGAUGAUAAUUUUGCCAUGGAGGAGGAUUAUUUGCCCACAAACCUGCAUGAUGAUGUGUUAACUCCCCAAGAAAAAAUGAGGCGACUUUCACGGACGGAAAAUGAUUCUCAUGGUGCAAGAGACUUGAGUGGCCUAGGACUGCCACUUACGGGAUCAACCAAAGUGGGAUCACCGUUGGCGUCUAGUCCUUCUAGAUUCGGGGCGCUGUUCGCGAAGCAAAGACAAAAGAAAGAAGAAGAGAGUCAGUCAGCAUUGGGGCAUGUUGGAUCACCUCUCCGUGAUUCGACACUUAGUAUGCGAUCUAGCCCUGGUUUACGUCCGAUUGGCAGCCGUCCUGGCUCUGGCGACGUCUCACCGUUCAUCGCCAGUCCUCCACGUCAGCCCUCAAUGUCAAUGAUCACUCAGCAACUCAGCAGCACCUCAUUACAUCCUAAUUCAGCUCGUCAUACUACUGGAACUCGACUCGAUCGUUCGAUAUCAUCACCGAUGAACACAAGCAGAAUUGAUGAGGAACAAGGAGAUUUAGUGUUUUCUAUGGAGGAGGAGGAAAAUAAACGCAACAGCUCAUGGGGCGUGAAUAAGCCUGCCACAAACGAAGCAUCUAAUACCUCCAGAGAUGACACUUCGGCCACCGCAACGACACCCAAGGAUAUAGUAUACAAAAAACGAACAUAAUUGGGGCUGUGGCCUUUGAAGCGUAUCUUCAUUCAUGGAAGAGCAGUUGAAAUGCUGGAUGCUCUCCAAGAGAGCCCAGUAAUAUGUGUGUUGAACCUGAUUGGCGCGAUUUUGUUGGUCAACCCUUGUGGAAAUUUUCCAUUUCCUGUCCCCUCUGUUUCUGCCUACCCUGAAAAUCGACGCCAAAUCGAAUCAUCUUCUCAUCAUCUUCUUUUCUUCUUUUCCUCUUUUCCUUAUUCUAUUUCCAUAUUAAAUCCCAUGGCAGUUACUUCUGCAGCAGUUGUCCCCCUUAAAACAGACCGAAAAUUACCUCUGUCUUCCUUAAGUAAUGGGAAUAUGCAUUCAUAUCUUCCUUCAAUUCUUCUCCAUUUGUAUGUCCUGUCUAGUUUAUUACUACACUCUGUUUAUUUCCUUUCAGCAAGGUUGUACCUGCACAUAUGUAUUGCAUUGCAUAUUGUAAAUAUUUCGUUGUGUGUCAUUUUGUACUAAGCUGGUGGUGGCAUGGAUGGCGAUGCACAUUUCUACUAAAGCACUU